Molecule: messenger RNA, 900 nt
Organism: Exophiala bonariae
Lineage: Eukaryota; Fungi; Ascomycota; Eurotiomycetes; Chaetothyriales; Herpotrichiellaceae
Exons: 2
Coding region: 1-900 (299 amino acids)
Source: RefSeq, a predicted model, not a curated record
AUGGCAGAAGGGGAGCUUAUUGCCGUAGAGGCAAUGACUCUACAACGAAUGCCCCAGCAGCCCGCAAUCAUCGGCUCCAUAGACGAUUGGACUGGGAUCAAUAACUCCGUGGAUAGAAGGAAAGUGCAGAACCGUCUCAAUCAAAGAGCCUACAGGAGGCGAAAGCGCAGUGACAAUUUGAAUACACAGGUUGCUUCAGGCAAUCCACAAGCCAAGUCACAGACCAUGUCUAUAUGGCAGGUAUUCUAUACGGCGCUUGGGUCUCAAACACCCCACCCGCCUGAUCGCACCAAGCUGAUAGCUGUGGCCGACCGGGCGCCUUUCGGCCACCAUGACAUCGAGCGGACGAUGUCUGAUUUUAAGGAUUGGAUGCAAACACGAUCGAUGGGUUCUCCUAGCACCGAUAACCUGUUUGUACUAGUGAAAUUCAAUGUCUUUAGGGCACUGGUUAGCAACUGCAAAGAUUUGGGUAUCGCGGUUCAGGACACCUUGGUUGACGACAGUUUCUCCCCAUUUCCCAACUCUUCUAAUUCAUCACUGGAUCUGAUACAUGUUCCCAAUGCUCUGUGGCCGACAAACCUCCAGAAACAGAUCCCUCACCAUCCCUGGAUCGACACUCUACCAAUCUCCAAGAUGAGGGAUAAUCUCUUAGAGGCAGAUGAGGCAUAUGACGGAGAUAGCCUUUGUACUGCCCUGGUCGGGCAUGGUAAUGAUGCUACUACUGACACGGGAAUGAUAAUCUGGGGUGAACCAUGGGAUCCUGACGGCUGGGAGGUGACAAAGCCAUUUCUGCAGCACUGGGGCUGGGUCCUCAAAGGAUGCCAUGAACUAGCAGCUGCAACCAACUCGUGGCGUCAGCGGCGUGGCGAGAGGCCGUUGGAUUUUGAAGGCUACGUGUAG